AAUAAGAGAGAGAGAGAGUAGAAAAACCAACAAAGAAUCAGGGGAAAUUCUGAGUUACUCUGUUUUUCGCAUUCUGAUUCCAUCUUAAUCUAAACCAUUUUCCCUUAAUUGUUGUUCAUAUUUUAUUCUUAAAGUUAUCAUGUUGCACUUUGAUUUCUUUGAAAUUCUAUCAAUCAACUAAUAAGUUACACAAUUAAAUCUUUCAUCUGAUUGUUAUGUUGUUUGUUAAUUGAAGGCGAUGAAUAUUUUAAUUGUUUGCUCUGUGGUUCCAUCAUCAUCAUCGUCAUCAUCAUCAUUAUCUAAUUUAGUUCAUGAAUUAUCAUGGGUUGUCGUUUAAGUAAAUCAUAUUUAACUAUAAUUGAAUCACCAUCUAAUAGCGGAAUGAACAAUCAAUCAAUUGAAUCAGUUAAAGAUGCACAUGAAUUGAUUAACUUUCUCAGGGACGAAAAUCAUUCAAAUUAUAAAUGCAUCUUCAUCUUUGGUGGCUAUGGUUCCAAUAAAGGUGAAUUUAUAUUUGAUCUCCUAAAUGAUGAUCUAAAACGAGGUGAUAAAAUUAAAGACCAACUUGGUUGGCAUUACGUUUACUUGGAUGUGGAAGAGUUAAUUGUGAAAAAUAUUAAGAAACGGGUUAAACAAUUAACUGGACCAAUUAAUGAUAAAGGAGAUGAUGAUCAAAGUGAAGGUGAAACUGUAAAGACAAGUGAAAGUGACAAUCAAUCAAACAAUCAACAGGAAGGUCAAGAACUAAAGGAAAAUGAAGUUGAUUGUAAAUCAGAAAAACAACGUGAAGAUAAUUUAAAUUGUAAAUUGUCGUUUGAUUGCGAUGAAAUUAACGAUAAUUUGGAAACUGAAUCGUUCCAAGUUGAUGGUCGAUGGGAAGACACUGGUUUUCUUAAGAAAUAUUUCAGCGAAUUGACCAAUGUGAUUACCAACAAUUGGGUUCGAUCAUUAAUCGAGAAAGAGAUUAUCAAUUUCGAUUCAGUUGACCCGCGAACUAAAUUCAUAAUUAACUUGGUUCCCAAUCGAAUUAAUUUAUUCCGUGAUUGUCUUUACCUCAAACAAGGACCAAAUUUGAUGAACUUCGAACACAAUUAUGUGGCCGUUAAUCUUAUUCGAGCAGAUCAAACUCGAAAAGAUUUGGAUCUGAUAUUUGAUUUUCACUCGUACGAAGAUAUAAGUGAUUAUUUUGUUGAAUAUUUUCGUUCGAUUAAAAAAUUGAUCGAAGUGAAAAUUGAGUCUAAAAAAAUGGAACCACAAUUGAGAAUCAGCAGAUUAUCAAGCGCAGUUAAAAUUAAAGAUUGCCAACAAUUGGAACAAUUGAUUAAGUGUCUUUCUGUUCAUGAGACACUCGAAGUGGACAUUAGCGAGUUCAGUCACACUUUCGACCGUAAAGGUUCAUUGGUGUUUUUGAUCGAUAAUCAAAUCGACACUGGAAGAGAGAUAAUCGCAAUUGAUUCCAGUGAAACGGAUGUUAAAUCAAUUCGCAAUUUUGUCCACUUCUAUUGCCAAAUUAAGGAAUCAAUCGAUCAUUAAUCAUCAUCAAAUUAACCUUCUAAUUAAUCUGUUGAUUGUACAAAAUAUAUUCGAUUAUAACUCAUCCAAAUAAACGAUAAAAAAGUUCUAAUUGUAAAUUAUUUUCCAUUUUGAAUUCUGUCUUCAUGAUGGAAUCAAUUCUUUCAUGAAUUCGAUAAGUUCAAUUCUCGAAUUCUCUACUUCGAUUGUUGAAAUUUCUU
Panonychus citri (citrus red mite) is the source of this 1733-nucleotide messenger RNA. RefSeq lists its product as uncharacterized. Bases 322 to 1533 code for a protein of 403 amino acids. The record is from RefSeq and is a predicted model, not a curated record. Lineage: Eukaryota; Metazoa; Arthropoda; Arachnida; Trombidiformes; Tetranychidae. The transcript has 2 exons.